Molecule: messenger RNA, 1483 nt
Organism: Miniopterus natalensis
Lineage: Eukaryota; Metazoa; Chordata; Mammalia; Chiroptera; Miniopteridae
Gene: FAM32A
Product: family with sequence similarity 32 member A
Cellular component (GO): nucleolus
Source: RefSeq, a predicted model, not a curated record
AUAGUGUUCUCAAACAGGAAGCGUGGUAGUUUACUCCUCAACUGCGGACUGGCGCCAUGGCGGCCUACGAGCAGGUCCAAAAGGGGCCCUUGAAGCUAAAAGGCGUCGCAGAGCUCGGCGUGACUAAGCGGAAGAAGAAAAAGAAGGACAAAGACAAGGCGAAACUCCUGGAGGCCAUGGGAACGAGCAAAAAGAACGAGGAGGAGAAGCGGCGCGGCCUGGACAAGCGGACGCCGGCCCAGGCGGCCUUUGAGAAGAUGCAGGAAAAGCGGCAAAUGGAAAGGAUCCUGAAGAAGGCCUCCAAAACCCACAAGCAAAGAGUGGAGGACUUCAACAGACACCUGGAUACACUCACAGAGCACUAUGACAUUCCCAAAGUCAGCUGGACGAAGUAGCCUCCCUGCCCAGAGUAUGGAUUGGCACCGAGAGGAAAAAGGCGGCCAGGUUGUGGUUAUGUUUGGUGCCUUUGGUAUUUUCUAGAAAUACUCUUUUACACACACCCUGUGUCUUCUGCUUAGACAGUGCUUUUCAAAGUGGUGUGCCCUAAUUCUGUAACUUGAUUAAAGUAAGACCAUCGUUUUACUCUAUUUUAGUUUCUCAGUACCACAUUGAAGAUGAACCUAUUUAGUAUGGACUAGAAAUUAUUGAGAGUUUAUCCAGAGAUUAAGGUUAUUUCUGUGUAAAUGCCAUGGAAGUGUUUUACACCCAAGUUGCAUCUAACUUAUUUUGACAGUCAGCCAGCUGUCUCUGCCUGGAUAAAACUGACUCCAGAGGAGAAGCAGCUGCAACAUGAAGACCCCCAUGGGGCCCUUCAUGGGCUGCCCUUCCAAGCUCCCUCUAGCUUGGGGCUUAUGCUAUUUCAUCCAGGGCCUGGAGAAGCCACUUGCAGCUUUGUGGCCUUCGGACUGCCUUCUCAGCCCACCUGGCCAGGGAGAAUAGCUGUUCAAGGCAAGGAUGGAAUGAACACCUUGCGCCUUGCUGAGCUGAGCUGAGCUGGUGGCUGGCAUACAGCCUUUUUCCCAAUAUUCCCAUUCCAGACAUGUCAAGUUGGUGUUGCCAUGGCAGACAUUGCCAGUCAAGCACCAUGUUCUUUGUAAUGGAACCCAGACACGGCCUGCCUUGCUAUCCUCACCCCUCCAGGCAGGCCCCAAUGUUUGUUCAGAGUUGGCAUAUACAUGGAGCCUGUUUAGUGUUCCUGGCCUAAGGACAUCUCAGGGUAAUGGGACCAGGGCAGAGCCCCAGCACAGAUAGACAAGGAUGCAGUCCAAGGGGAGCACCCAGGUUCCAGUGCUACAGAGCCAGAGUCUUUGAGGGCCUGUGUGUCCCCACCUCAUGAGGAUCAGACUGCAUAUGCUGCUAGGAGAAACAGUCUCUGUUGACAAAGAUCUAAAAAAAACCAACAAAUUCAGAAGAGAAAAAUCUAAGUGUUGGGUUUGGGGCUGUCAUAUGUGAACUGCAGAAUAAAGCAAAACCAGUUAUUAAA